UGAACGUUACGAACUAGUCGUCGCUCGGCUGCCGGUUAACUCGUUCGUUAUAACUUCUGCCGGUCGAGCUUAGAGAAAAAGAAAACAGAAAGUAAAAUUAUUUAAAAAGAGAAGAAAAACACAAUUUAAAUCGUCAUCCAAUCGAACGAUCUAAUAUAAUUAAUCAUUCUUUGUAUUAACUUAAUAUAUUGUAUAAUUUGAAUUUUUUUCUGAACAGUGUGCGUUAUCGUGAACAUUGUGUAGUUUCUUUAUUUUUUUUUCUUUUUUCGUUUAUUAUUAGUAUUAUUAUUAUUAUUAUAGUUAUUUAGUUUUUUUUUGUGUUUUUUUUUUUUUUCAUCUCUCGUUAUAAUUUUACGCAUAAAUAAGGGGGAUAGGAAAAGGAAGAGUACAAAAAAGCGUUUUGAUUCUUUGAAAAUCUGCAUGCGCCGUAGAGCGUUAGGAUCUAUCGAGAGAGAGAAGAGAGAACAGUUGCAGGAGGGAACUUAAGAAGAACGGCCGUUCGAUAUUACAAAAGCAUGUCAGCAUUUGAACAGAUACUCGUCGCUGCGGCGAGCAUCGCUAUUGGAGGUUUUUUUCUGACAGGAGGACGAUGGCGUUUCAUUUAUGUGCUUUACAAAACUGCACCUAGAGAUAUUUUAGGUGCCAUUAGAUUUAUACGAGUGAAUAUACUCUUAUGGUGGUGGGAGACUCGAGGUUUUACAGUAGCAAGAGUAUUUUCAAGAUUGACUGAACGUCAUCCUGAAAAAGUAGCAUACAUUUUCGAGGAUAAAGAAUGGACCUAUCGGCAGCUCGACGAAUUCAGCAACAGAAUAGGAAGUUAUUUUCACACGCGAUCACUUUCACGGGGGGAUAGCAUAGCUUUAGUUAUGGAAGGUCGUCCGGAAUACAUUGGAACUUGGUUGGGUCUUAGCAAGGUCGGUUUCGUCGGUGCUCUUAUCAACACCAAUCUUCGACAAGAAGUUUUAAUCCAUAGCAUUAAAACAGCAAACUGCAAGGCUCUCAUCUUUGGUUCUGAACUUAAAGACGCGGUACGUGAUAUAAAGGACAAAUUACCAGAAUUGAUGCUGUUUCAAUGGUCAGAACACGAAGAUGUAUCUAUAUUAGAGGGAGCAAUAGAUCUAAACAAAGAAAUCCUCAGUUUAGAUCCAGAACCUCCUCUCAAAGAAAUGGCUUUAGGUACUCCUCGAGACAAGUUGAUAUAUAUUUAUACGUCUGGUACAACUGGAAUGCCAAAGGCAGCGGUUAUAAAUAAUCUCAGGUAUAUGUUAAUGGCUUAUGGCGUUUAUUCCAUGCUGGCUCUACGUUCAGAUGAUCGAAUUUACAAUUCUUUACCUCUUUAUCAUACUGCUGGAGGUAUUAUUGGGGCUGGCCAACCAUUGCUUACAGGAAUAACAGUUGUUCUUCGUAGACGUUUCAGUGCCUCCAAAUUUUGGUCCGAUUGCGUACAUUAUGAAUGUACCAUUGCUCAGUACAUCGGAGAAAUUUGCCGAUAUCUUUUAACUGUUCCACCAAGUUCCUAUGACACAAGUCAUAAAGUAAGACUUAUGUAUGGGAAUGGUCUAAGGCCACAAAUUUGGAAGCCUUUCGUUGAGAGAUUUGGCGUUAAACAAAUUGGUGAAUUUUAUGGUGCUACGGAAGGAAACUCGAAUCUUGUGAACAUCGACAAUAGAGUCGGUGCAGUUGGAUUUGUGCCAAGGUUUGCUGGUAAUCUCUACCCAGUUACCUUGUUGAGAGUCGAUGAAGAAACUGGAGAACCAAUUAGAGGACCUGAAGGGUUUUGUGUACCUUGUAAGCCUGGAGAGCCUGGUGUUUUCGUUGGAAAAAUAAAUCCGCGCAAGGCUGUAAAUGAUUUCAGUGGUUACGCCGAUAAGAAGGCAUCAGAACAGAAGAUCAUACGUGACGUCUUCAAAAAGGGUGAUCGUGUCUUCAAUACCGGUGACAUUUUGGUCAUGGAUGAAUUGGGAUACUUCUACUUCAAAGACAGAACUGGUGACACGUUCAGGUGGCGUGGAGAAAAUGUGGCCACUUCUGAAGUUGAAGCAGUAGUUAGUAAUGUCAUAGGUCUCAAGGAUACAGUCGUUUAUGGCGUCGAAGUACCGGGAAAUGAAGGUAAAGCUGGCAUGGCUGCUAUUUAUGAUCCGGAAGGAUCUUUAAAUUUAAAAGAAUUAGCUGAUGGUGUUAAAAAAGUUCUUCCUAUCUAUGCUCGACCACUUUUCGUUCGUGUCCUUUCGAAACUACCUAUGACUGGUACCUAUAAGUUGAAGAAGAAGGAUCUUCAAUCCGAAGGUUUUGAUAUUACAAAGUUCGUAGAUCCAAUUUAUUUCCUUGAUCGGACGGGCACAUACGUGAAACUGACAGAUGAUUUAUACAAAAACAUUCUUGAAGAAAAAGUUCGGAUAUAGGAGUUUUUUUUUCCCCUAUUUUUUGUUGGGAUAAAUUGUGAACAUAUUUUUAUAUCGAAACAUUAUCGAGAAAUUUGAAGAUAAGUGAUUACAACAAAUUAUUUAAAUACUCGUCGAGCUUAACGCUCUCAAGAAAUUAAUCGCACAAUAAAUUUGUUGUUAAAUUUAUUAUUAAAGAAGAACAAUCAGAGUGAUUAGACGAACGUGCCAAAAAUAAGAAGGAAACUUUUGUUAAAAAGUGUUGUUGGUAUAUUUUGUAAGCCAUUAAAGAAUAUGUUUAAGAUAUUUGAUACUACGUCCUAAAUACGUUUUCUUUUUUUUUGAUGCCCACGUUCCUUGUUGAAGGCUGAACACGUGAAAUAUGAGAUAUAACAUGAGACCUGUUUAUAAUUAAUUUAACAUGUCAGCAGCCGGCAAAGUGUUCAAAAAAUUGAGAUGUAUUAUCCUAUAAUGUAACCAACUUGUUGCAAUAUCUUAAACCAAUUAACUUUGUUACGGAUUAAUAUUUCUAUUAAUAUCUGAAAAAGGAUUGGUUAUACUAAGGAGUAAAUGCAGCAGAAAGUAAAGAUUUGUAAAGCCAGGAGAAAAGGUUCAGGGUCCCAAAAAGCGUCAAUUCUUAAUCUUCAUUCGAUUCUGUAAAUUCAGUCUUUGAUUAGUUAUUAAGUCCGUAUUUUGUAAUAAUUAAUAAAUUUGUAUAUUAAAUUUCGUAAUAGAUUAAUAAGUAUAAGAAA
Polistes dominula (European paper wasp) is the source of this 3133-nucleotide messenger RNA. RefSeq names its product Fatty acid transport protein 3 (gene Fatp3). Gene Ontology annotation, molecular function: long-chain fatty acid-CoA ligase activity; long-chain fatty acid transmembrane transporter activity. NCBI's taxonomy places the organism in Eukaryota, Metazoa, Arthropoda, Insecta, Hymenoptera, Vespidae. The record is from RefSeq and is a predicted model, not a curated record. Gene Ontology annotation, biological process: long-chain fatty acid import into cell; long-chain fatty acid metabolic process. Gene Ontology annotation, cellular component: plasma membrane; endoplasmic reticulum membrane.